Messenger RNA from Nicotiana attenuata, 443 nucleotides. Its product is annotated as 40S ribosomal protein S27-2-like. Gene Ontology annotation, molecular function: RNA binding; structural constituent of ribosome. Gene Ontology annotation, cellular component: cytosolic small ribosomal subunit; ribosome. Bases 70 to 330 code for a protein of 86 amino acids. The record is from RefSeq and is a predicted model, not a curated record. The transcript has a single exon. Gene Ontology annotation, biological process: translation; ribosomal small subunit assembly. Lineage: Eukaryota; Viridiplantae; Streptophyta; Magnoliopsida; Solanales; Solanaceae.
CCCAUCUCCAUCUUCGCUGCUUGUGGCGCAACUCACAGCCUCUCCUCACUCUCAUUUCAUCUUGCGAAAAUGGUUCUUUCAAAUGAUUACGAUUUGUUGAACCCGCCAGCAGAUGUUGAAAAGAGGAAGCAUAAGCUCAAACGUCUUGUUCAGUCUCCUAACUCUUUCUUCAUGGAUGUUAAGUGCCAAGGCUGCUUUAACAUAACAACUGUGUUCAGCCAUUCUCAGACGGUGGUUGUUUGCGGAAACUGCCAGACAGUUUUGUGCCAGCCUACUGGUGGUCGUGCUAGACUUACCGAGGGAUGUUGUUUCAGGAGAAAGGGAGAUUAGAGAGAUAGCAUUCGAUUUAUAUUGAAAUGAAUCUUCAUAUGGGAAUUUUGAUGCAGUACUCUAUUUUCAUUUUCACUACCUAGUCUUAAUUAAGAACAAGUGUUUUUGAGUCU